UGCGCCUUUGCCUCGGCCGGCGCUCCCGCCACGACCACCGGCUACCAGCCCGCGGGCUGCGCGGGGACUCGGCCGGCCAACCCCUCGGCCUACUCGGCAGCUUAUGCGGGCCCCGACGGCGCGUAUCCUCAGGGCGCAGGCGGCGCGCUCUUCGCCGCGACUAGCCGCCUGGCAGCCGCCGGCUCGCCCCCAGCGGGUGGAGGUGGGGGCGGCGUCGAGGGCACAGUGGACUUCUAUGGGCGCACAUCACCCGCUCAGUUCGGAGCGCUGGGGCCCUGCUACAAUCCUGGCGGGCAGCUGGGGGCGGCAGUGGAGGCUCCUACCACGCUCGGCAUGCGGCCGCCUAUCCUGGCGGGGUGGAUCGCUUGGGCGACACGCGAGGCUGGGCGAGGGGGGCUUCGUAGCGAAGAGGUGAGAUUAUGCCGAAAGCGAGAGGCGCGCCAGGAACGCAAGAAAGCUACGGGGCGAAACCGUGUGUACAGCGAGAGGAAAAGAGACCCGCGAGGAUCAAGGCGUUGA
Messenger RNA from Trichechus manatus latirostris (Florida manatee), 519 nucleotides. RefSeq names its product forkhead box E1 (gene FOXE1). NCBI's taxonomy places the organism in Eukaryota, Metazoa, Chordata, Mammalia, Sirenia, Trichechidae. The record is from RefSeq and is a predicted model, not a curated record.